AUGUACGGGAUUCAUCCGAUAAGAGGAUGCUACACCAAUCUGGCCAUUUGUCUUAUUGGAGCUAUCAUCAUAGUACACCCAUCACAUGCCUUCUUUAUUGUACGACAACAACAACAACAACAACAAAAUCGCCAUCCAGAAGAUCCAACAACAGUAAGACUGACUUCAAGUUUUGUGGGCAUGGGCAGAACCGAUCUAUGUCUACGGCCACAUCUAAACUUGCGCAAUCAGAAUCAUCGACAAUACCCAUCCCUGACUAGCCUAUUGUUGAGAGCCAGCAGCACCGCCAUAUCUGGCGAUGACGAUAUCCUCAACGACGACGACGACAAUGUGAGCCCAGUAGAUGAAGAAUCAGCUGAUGAUAUUAAUAAUGCUGACAAGGAUGAUCAGGAAACCGUAUUGUUGGUACAUCAAUUUGUCGCCCGCGUUCAAGAAUCCAUUCACGAACAAACGUUUUCGUCGUUGGUGUUGAGAGGAGUUCCAAAGCCCCAAAAAGCCAAACCGAAAACAUCCACCACGACAAUGGAAUCGAGUUCGACGCUUGGUUCCACAGCCAAUUCGCUUCGGGGUGUCAUUCGACAAGUCCAAGGACGACUGAUAAUGAGCAAACAGAAAAACACGGAUGAGGUCU
Molecule: messenger RNA, 631 nt
Organism: Cylindrotheca closterium
Lineage: Eukaryota; Bacillariophyta; Bacillariophyceae; Bacillariales; Bacillariaceae
Source: the annotation of a GenBank genome assembly